Xenopus laevis (African clawed frog) is the source of this 2078-nucleotide messenger RNA. RefSeq names its product cytochrome P450 family 11 subfamily A member 1 S homeolog (gene cyp11a1.S). The coding region runs from base 286 to 1800 and encodes 504 amino acids. Gene Ontology annotation, molecular function: iron ion binding; monooxygenase activity; heme binding. Gene Ontology annotation, biological process: glucocorticoid biosynthetic process; C21-steroid hormone biosynthetic process; cholesterol metabolic process. Gene Ontology annotation, cellular component: mitochondrial inner membrane; mitochondrial membrane. NCBI's taxonomy places the organism in Eukaryota, Metazoa, Chordata, Amphibia, Anura, Pipidae. The record is from RefSeq and is a predicted model, not a curated record. The transcript has 11 exons.
UGUAUGUCCAGCUUCCAACUCGUGCCUCAGAGGAAAUACACUGACAACUUCAAAACUUGUACAAAGAUUUCCCUGGGCCAUGUGUCCUAGGGGGAGUGUCCAGUUACCUGAUACCCUGAACUCAUUGAAAAAUAGUCAGCUCUUCUGACUAAACCUUGGAUUUACCUAGGAGGACCAAUUUUGAUUGGAAGUGCAUCCGGUUUGAUUCCCCUUCCCUCCAGGACCAGGAAUUCUAUAUCUUUUGUUCUAUAAAAGUACCCCCUUGCACUUUGACCGACAGUCACUAUGCUGCUCUUCCGCAGAUUACCUGCUGUUCCCUCUGGGCUUAGGCUGCUUAGCCAUCAUCCUGUGGUGGCAGAGACACCUGAAAUGGGCACUUUGUCUCAAGUAGAGACCCCGUUGCCUUAUAACCAGAUGCCUGGCAACUGGAAGAGAGGCUGGCUGGAACUGUAUCGUUUCUGGAGAAAGGACGGAUUCCAUAACCUUCACUAUCACAUGAUGGAAAACUUCCAGCGCUUUGGACCAAUUUAUAGGGAGGCUCUUGGCAUAUAUGACAGCGUAUUUAUCCAGUUACCAGAGGAUGCUGCAACCCUUUUCCAUGUAGAAGGCCUUCACCCCGAGAGACUUAGGGUUCCUCCAUGGUAUGAAUACCGUGAUUAUCGCAAUAGGAGAUAUGGAGUGCUACUCAAGAGUGGGGAGGACUGGCGCAGUCAUCGGAUUUCUCUGAAUCAUGAGGUCUUGUCUGUGUCAGCAAUGAGUCGUUUUUUGCCUCUGUUGGACAGUGUUGGCCAGGAUUUUGUCCGUAGGGCUCAUAUCCAAGUGGAACGGAGUGGCCGGGGAAAAUGGACAGCAGACCUGACCAAUGAGCUCUUCCGCUUUGCACUAGAAUCGGUGUGUUAUGUGCUGUAUGGGCAGCGCCUUGGGCUCCUGCAGGAUUACAUUGACCCUGAAUCUCAGCAGUUUAUUGAUUCUGUCACUCUCAUGUUUCACACUACCGCCCCAAUGCUUUAUUUGCCCCCUAGCCUGCUACGGAAAAUCAACUCAUCUAUUUGGAAAGACCAUGUGAGAGCGUGGGAUGCCAUCUUUACUCAUGCUGACCGAUGUAUACAGCAAAUAUACAGCUCUUUGAGACAACACUCUGACAGCACAUAUUCAGGGGUUCUAUGCAGUCUCCUUCUGCAGGACCAAAUGCCUUUGGAGGAUAUCAAAGCCAGUGUGACAGAACUGAUGGCUGGAGGUGUAGACACGACAUCUAUGACUCUUCAAUGGGCCAUGUAUGAGUUGGCUCGUACCCCAAGUGUGCAAGAAAAGCUGAGGUCGGAGGUCUUUGCAGCCCGAGAAAUCUCUGGAGGUGAUCUUACUGCCCUUCUGAAGACAAUCCCAUUGGUGAAAGCAGCCUUGAAGGAAACACUCAGGUUGCACCCAGUGGCUAUCACUCUGCAAAGAUAUACCCAAAGAGACACAGUGAUCCGCAAUUACAUGAUACCACAAGGGACACUGGUCCAAGUUGGACUGUAUGCCAUGGGUCGAAAUCCUGAUAUAUUUGCCUCACCUCAGAGAUUCUCUCCUGAACGUUGGUUGGGAGGUGAACCUACACAUUUUAGAGGCUUGGGGUUUGGCUUUGGACCACGUCAAUGUAUAGGGCGCAGGAUUGCAGAGAUGGAGAUGCAACUCUUCCUCAUACACAUUCUGGAGAAUUUCAAGAUAGAGAUAAACCGAAUGGUUGAUAUAGGAACAACGUUUAACCUCAUCCUCUUUCCAUCAAAACCCAUUCUUCUAACAUUGCGCCCACUCAAAUGAUUGUGUAUGGGACUACCGACUGUUAGACACCCCACUCCUUCUUUCCUUUCCAAAUGUAUUAUCUAUGAAAAAUACCAGUUACUUUCUUGGUCAGUCAACCGCUUGGGUGUACUAGUUAGGCUCUAAUGAAAAUGUAAUUUUUUAACAGAUUUCUAUUUCUAUAAUGGUUUUAACUUUUACAGUCAGAAGAUUUUCUAUUUCAUUUAUUUUUAUCUUUUACUAUACAAAUUAAUUACAUUUUCAGUCUUCUUUUCAAAUAAAUACAUCAUUUACAUAUU